This is a messenger RNA of Dicentrarchus labrax (European seabass), 3582 nucleotides long. RefSeq lists its product as uncharacterized. The record is from RefSeq and is a predicted model, not a curated record. The transcript has 12 exons. Lineage: Eukaryota; Metazoa; Chordata; Actinopteri; Moronidae. Gene Ontology annotation, molecular function: single-stranded RNA binding; double-stranded RNA binding. Gene Ontology annotation, cellular component: precatalytic spliceosome. The coding region runs from base 204 to 2405 and encodes 733 amino acids.
UCUCUCUCUCUCUCUCUCUCUGUGUCUCUCUCUCACACACGCUGGGUUCAACGGGAAGACAAUCAGCGGUGCUGUUAGCGUUUGCUAGUAGCAAAAAUAUCAAUAUAUCGCCUUUUAACUGGAUCGAUUACCUCCACCAAGCAACACAGAGGCUGACGCUAACGUUACACCGGUGUUGCAGGUGGUGAUUCUACAACUGCAGCAUGCAGCCAAUUGAGGCACACAAUGGAUUUUCUACCAAAAGCAAGCUGUACGAUUCCCUGAAGGUGUAUCUGAACAACAAGGACAGGCUACAACCCAUCAUUGGCUUGGGUAGUAUUAUAGAAUGUGUGAAGGCGGGUGCAAACUACAGAGAAGCAUUGUACCUGUGUGAGGUGUGUGCGUGUCGACUCAGUAAAGCUGACAUACGGAACCACAUUAUGGGAAGCCUCCACAGAUACAACUACAUUAAAGCGUGGCACCCCCACUUAGUAUCUGAAUGGAAGGAGAACACUGACCUAUCUAAGCUGGCUUGGCCACUGAUGGAGAAAGCCAAGAUACUUGAGGGGAAAGAGGGACCAGGAGAUGUCCAGUUGUUAGAGGUUGAAGACACUAUAUACCAGAAGAUGGCUACAUGCAGUGAGAAUGACGCAGCAACUCUGAUAAAUAUCUUAAGCCAUGGGCAGGGUGAACCUGAGAGCCAUUCAGAGGCUACGUCAGUGCAGCUGGAGCACAACCCCAUCCAAUCGCAUAGAAUUGUAUUGCUUGCCAAGAACCAACAGAAACACUCUCAGACCUCAGCAGAGACAAACAAGGCUCCAUCUCUGAUACAGUCGACUGUGGCUCCUUCUGUCACAUCAGAAGGCUGGGUAAACAACAUGUCACUGUUGGACAACUCUCAGAUGUUACCCGAAACGUCUGUGCUAUCAGACAACAACAAAAGCUUUCUCGAUGGCUACAUGGGAACCAAGCCUCUUAUUGGUCUUUUCCGUGUGGUUGAGUGUAGAAGUGAAGAUGGCCACACAUACUGUUUCUUAUGUCACUGCUGCCGCGUCAGAUCCAACAAAAAGGACAUCAUUGAUCACCUAACCAGCUCUUCCCAUCUUGUGAACUACUUGAUGGAAACUCAUCCUGAGCAAAUGGAGGUAUUGAUGGCAGAUGUUAAUGACAACUAUCAGCUUCUCCAAUCACUGGCCAAGAAAGUGGAGCAAGAAGAGGACAGAGGAGAGCUGAAGGUCGUAAACGCACCAGAAUCACUCUGUAUCCUACUGACCGGCAAAAGUUACCACUGGUGCGUAAAGAUGCUGUGUAACGGAUGGACACACACAAACAUCCACAAGAGGAAAAUAGCUGUCAAAGUGCCCAGUGUGACAAAUCAAAGAAUGCCAGAGAAGUGCGCCGCCGUGCUGUCGGAACGUACCAAAAGGAUGACAACAAAGAGGAAGAUGAGGAAAAUGAGGAAAAUGAGUAAUACUGUGUUCAAGGUAAGCCUGCCUAUUAACAAAGGUUCAGUGCUGCUGGAGAGGACGUCUUUCAGUGUGGACAGCCUCCCUGUGUCAUCUGCGUACUCGCCUCCACCCGAAGAUGACGUCAUUCCCUCGCCAGAGUCUCAGUCGGAGGACUGUGAGUUGGACUGUGGCACUGGAUCCUUAGCAGUUAACGACGCUGAACACACUUCUCCUGUUCCGCAAGACCAAUACAGUGUAGAUGAAGAUGCAGACGCUGGUCAGUACAUGGGAUCAGAAAGAAACUUUGACAAUCAUUAUCAAGAGAUGGAUGGUAAUUUCAGUCACAAUGAGUACCUCAACCAACCUGAAACAGAAGACCCAAGGCUUUAUGGGGAAAAUAAUUACAACGGUUCAGAAUUCUGGGCAUUUUAUAACUCUUUCUAUGGAUGUGAGGAAGGUUGCACUGAGCAGUGGUACAAUUCAUCUUCACAGAGUAAAGUUGGCACAGGCGUGGAUGUGCCAAGAGAGGAGGGACAGAAGGAGAUGAGUUCAGGUGCUACUCAGAAUGAUUACCAACAACAGCCCCAAGAUCAGUACACGGCACAAGAUCAUGCUAGUCUUCUGACAGGCACCGUGGGGCAGCAUGGUUUUUCUGGAGAAUCUGCUCAUGUAGAUGUUGCUUGGAUCAACAUGCAUCCUCACUUGGGAUACUCCAUUGCUCACAGUGGUAACAUUACUCCUGGAGUACAGUUUCCUAAGGUUCAACAGAGACAGUGGCCAACAUACAUGGGGUUCAUUCCAUUCCCUUCCACUGGCCAUGUCCAGACAGCUCCACAAAGAUAUAUGACGCAACCCACGGCCCAUCAAGCCAUUCAAGUAGGCCAUGGAGUAAUGUCUAACCCCAACUGCAAUACUGGACCUACACCAACCCCUGAGCAGCACUUUCCUCAUCCCUCUGUGAUAUGGAACCCACGUUGAUCCUGUUUUCUGCUGGUUUAUCAUGUUUGAUGGACUUUAGAUGAAACAACUUCAUUUAUGUUUGCAAAGCCCAAUUCUAAUUCUACAUUUUGCUGCAGCUCACUGAGACCACAUUUCUACCCAGCUGACUUAGCAUGGGUUCUAACUGUGCCGUGGCAUUUUUAUUAUGUUAUUCUAAAAUCAAUUUUUUGUCAGAAAUGGGAAUCUCCUAAUGGAAAGGUUUUUUUUGUUGUUGCCUGUAAUGAUAUAACCUUCAGAGCCUCUGAGAUGAGUAUUUGGCUUUGUCCCAUUAGACUUUCAUUUUCAGAAUUAUUUUAUGUCAUAUCUUUUAUAUAAAACUGACUUUGUACCUUCAUUCACACAAAUCUAAAAACGGCUGCACUUGGACAUAGAGGUGUAUAUAGUGUAGUGUUACAUAAAAACAACAGCUAGUGCUGAUAAUUGUAAGUCUCAAUCUAUGCAAGCAGAAUUGGGGAUAAUGAGAUAAUUAAAAGUUAAAUGUACAGUACUAGAAUAUAUUCAUAUAUUUCAAGGUUUUAUAUGCAUCCCAGUUAGGGUGCGAAACUCCCAGUAAUAUUAAGCACCUGACUUUCUAUAGCAGCUGGAUGUUUUUCAGUGUUUUAUAAAUUGUAUUGGUUCAACAACAGAUACAUUAUACAUUUCAAAUCAUAUUGAGGGUGUGGCCUGCAGUUGUCACCAUGCUGAAUUGCUAACACCUACAUUUUCUCUUUCUAUUGGACCAUUAUGUUGUAUACAAACUGUGCCUGAAUAACUCUAAACAAGAAACUUUAAAAGUCAUUUCAAUAUGUGAUGGGUCAGUUAAGGUUUGUGUUUGAGUAGUCUUUUGAGAAGAAAGUUGAUGGUUUGAAACAAGGUCAAAUGAUUUGCUAAUUGAAUUGAAUAUAGCACUGCUGUGGAUACUGUUGUGCACCACUGAGUAUGGGGAUGUGUGACAAUAUCAAUUUAUUUGUUUCUUUGGAGAUUAAAGAGGAGAGUGAGGUGAAAGGGCUGUAAUCUGCAACUACGCCAUUAGAUGUCACUAAAUCUCAAACACUGAUCCUUUGAUGGAGUUGCUGGUAGUACAGUUUUGACCGCAGGACUUUUACUUGACCAUUUUGACACUGUGAUAUUGUUACGUUUUACUUAAUGUAAGUAAAGGAUCUGAGUAUUUCUUCUA